AUGAACGUCAAGCCUCACAAACAAUCCAUGUCGGAGCUCAAGCUGCGCAGACUCACAGAGCACAACCAGCGCUUGAAAGAGGACCUCGAGCGACCUCGUAUCCGUGUCUCGGAAGCCAGUCAGAGCCUCAUCAACUACUGCAAGAGCACGCGUGACUACCUCGUGCCAUCUGUAUGGGGUCCCGUGAGCAAGGGCGAGGAUCCUUAUGCACCUGCUGGCGCAGGAUGCAACUGUGUGGCUAUGUAG
Molecule: messenger RNA, 246 nt
Organism: Sporisorium graminicola
Lineage: Eukaryota; Fungi; Basidiomycota; Ustilaginomycetes; Ustilaginales; Ustilaginaceae
Exons: 2
Coding region: 1-246 (81 amino acids)
Biological process (GO): G protein-coupled receptor signaling pathway
Cellular component (GO): heterotrimeric G-protein complex
Molecular function (GO): G-protein beta-subunit binding
Source: RefSeq, a predicted model, not a curated record